Messenger RNA from Pundamilia nyererei, 4553 nucleotides. Its product is annotated as glutamate receptor ionotropic, kainate 1. Gene Ontology annotation, biological process: monoatomic ion transport. NCBI's taxonomy places the organism in Eukaryota, Metazoa, Chordata, Actinopteri, Cichliformes, Cichlidae. The transcript is spliced from 16 exons. Gene Ontology annotation, cellular component: membrane. The coding region runs from base 327 to 2942 and encodes 871 amino acids. The record is from RefSeq and is a predicted model, not a curated record. Gene Ontology annotation, molecular function: ligand-gated monoatomic ion channel activity; signaling receptor activity.
UUGCAGCCUACAAUUCAAGUGUGCACCGGGAAAAACAUGAUAAGAAGGCUAUCUGGACAGUGAAUAUGGGAAACAAAACCUUACAGGCAUACAAAGGAUCCUAGAAUGGAAAAAUCUGAUCAAAUCUUUUGAUCAGUGACAACUUCAAGUGGAGUGUGUGGUUGUGUUGUUUCUUUUUCUCACCACAAUGUGUGAGGGAUGGAUAUGGGUCGGAUGCCAGUUUAUUUUCGUUACGGAUACAAGGACUGGCAGGUUAUCAGCAUGAAUUACUAAGGGGAAAAAAGAAAAAUAAAUUUGCCAUAAAUGUUAAAUUCAGCUCUGGAGGAAUGACCAUGGUGAAAAGGAAGGGACUGUUAUUUUCGCUGCUGUACUUUAUGGCAGAGUUUUGGCUCACUUCGCAGCAAGUCCUGAGAAUUGGGGGCAUCUUUGAGACUCUUGAAAAUGAGCCCAUUAGUGUUGAAGAACUGGCCUUUAAAUUUGCCGUAACUAACAUAAACAGGAACCGGACCUUAAUGCCAAACACCACGCUGACCUAUGACAUCCAGAGAAUAAACUUAUUCGACAGUUUUGAGGCUUCAAGAAGAGCCUGUGACCAGUUGGCGCUGGGCGUCGGUGCUGUUUUUGGACCCUCUCACAGCUCAUCGGUCAGCGCGGUCCAGUCUAUCUGUAAUGCCCUGGAAGUCCCUCACAUCCAGACACGCUGGAAACACCCAUCAGUGGACAACAAAGACAGCUUCUACAUUAACCUCUAUCCUGAAUAUGCCUCUAUAAGCAGAGCUGUGUUGGACAUAGUGCAAUUCUACAAGUGGAAGACGGUUACUGUGGUCUAUGAGGAUGCAACUGGCCUGAUUCGUCUGCAAGAGUUGAUCAAAGCUCCAUCCAGAUACAGCAUUAAAAUAAAGAUCCGGCAGCUGCCCACAGGAAGUAAAGAUGCCCGUCCCCUGCUGAAGGAAAUGAAGAAAGGGAAGGAGUUCUAUGUCAUCUUUGACUGCUCUUACCAAACAUCAGCUGAUGUUCUCAAGCAGAUUCUGUCCAUGGGAAUGAUGACUGAAUAUUACCACUUUUUCUUCACCACACUGGACCUGUUUGCCCUUGAUUUGGAGCCGUACCGCUAUAGCGGGGUCAACAUGACGGGGUUCAGAUUGCUAAACAUAGACAAUCCUCAUGUGGCUUCGGUGGUCGAGAGAUGGGCCAUGGAGCGACUGCAGGCACCCUCCAAAGCCGAGACUGGAAUGAUGGAGGGGAUGAUGACAACUGAAGCAGCUCUGAUGUACGACGCCGUCUACAUGGUGGCUGCUGCCUCACAACGCACCUCUCAGAUCACUGUGAGCUCCCUUCAGUGCCACCGACACAAACCUUGGCGCUUUGGAUCACGCUUCAUGAGCAUGCUCAAAGAUGCACAGUGGAACGGCUUGACAGGACAAAUAAUAAUAAACAAGACGGACGGUCUGAGGAAAGAAUUUGAUUUAGAUGUCAUCAGCCUGAAGGAGGACGGCUUGGAGAAGACAAACACAGGCAACAACCGCUUGAAUAAAGUGUGGAAAAAGAUUGGUGUGUGGAACUCCCAAACAGGCCUUAAUUUAUCAGAAAUUAACAAGGAUUCAUCCACAAAUGUAACAGACUCAAUGGCCAAUAGGACCCUUGUUGUCACUACUAUUCUGGAAAAUCCUUAUGUCAUGUAUAAGAAAUCUGACAAGCCGCUUUAUGGAAAUGACCGCUUUGAGGGUUACUGUCUCGACCUGCUCAAAGAGCUCUCUAACAUUUUGGGCUUCUCUUACGAAGUAAAGUUGGUGUCAGAUGGCAAAUAUGGAGCUCAGAAUGACAAAGGGGAGUGGAAUGGCAUGGUGCGGGAACUCAUUGAUCAUGUGGCCGACCUUGCUGUGGCCCCUCUCACUAUCACAUAUGUCAGGGAAAAAGUUAUUGAUUUCUCGAAGCCAUUCAUGACGCUGGGAAUCAGCAUCCUCUACCACAAACCCAACGGCACAAAUCCAGGAGUCUUCUCCUUCCUUAACCCACUCUCUCCUGAUAUCUGGAUGUACGUGUUGUUGGCAUGCCUUGGUGUCAGCUGUGUGCUUUUUGUUAUUGCCAGGUUUACUCCUUAUGAGUGGUACAACCCUCACCCCUGCAACCCAGACUCGGAUGUGGUUGAAAACAAUUUCACUCUAAUAAACAGUGUCUGGUUUGGAGUCGGCGCACUUAUGCAGCAAGGAUCUGAACUGAUGCCUAAGGCUCUCUCUACAAGGAUAGUUGGUGGGAUAUGGUGGUUCUUUACCCUGAUCAUUAUCUCUUCAUAUACUGCCAACUUGGCCGCCUUCCUCACAGUGGAAAGAAUGGACUCGCCAAUUGACUCCGCAGAUGAUUUGGCCAAGCAAACCAAAAUAGAGUACGGUGCCGUAAGAGAUGGCUCCACCAUGACCUUUUUUAAGAAAUCGAAAAUCUCCACUUAUGAGAAAAUGUGGGCUUUCAUGAGCAGCAGGAAAAACACAGCAUUAGUGAAAAACAACCGUGAAGGGAUUCAAAGAGUCCUCACUACAGAUUAUGCCCUCUUGAUGGAGUCGACCAGCAUCGAGUACAUCAGCCAGCGCAACUGCAACCUCACACAGAUCGGAGGCUUGAUAGACUCAAAGGGCUAUGGUGUUGGAACCCCAAUUGGCUCCCCUUACCGAGAUAAGGUCACCAUUGCAAUCCUUCAGCUUCAAGAAGAAGGGAAGCUCCACAUGAUGAAGGAGAAGUGGUGGAGAGGGAAUGGCUGCCCAGAAGAGGAUAGCAAAGAGGCUAGUGCCCUGGGCGUGGAGAACAUAGGGGGAAUCUUUAUUGUAUUGGCAGCUGGACUAGUCCUCUCAGUUUUUGUAGCAAUUGGAGAGUUUAUUUACAAAUCCAGAAAAAACUUGGACAUCGAGGAGGUGAGCGUCGGCCAGUGCGAAUGGCACAACAAGUAUUAACAAAGACUGUUAUGACCAUACUACACGCUUGUGUUGUCGUUCCAGGACUACAGCAAUCACUAGGCCAAUAAAAACUGAAGUCUGAAUGUGUCGAACUGCAUUGUUACAAUCAAAACAAGUUUUUAAGGCAAAGUUUUGUGUUUUCAGUAGUUUUUAUGUAGAGCACACAAACAUUUUAGUCUCGAUUGGAAGCAUAGGUUAGAAACCCUUUUUAUGAUGAUGACAGAUUGUUGUUGACUUCUGACAUCGUGACUCUUGACCAUCUUGGCCUUGCUCUUUGUUUGUUUUUUUUAAACAUUACUCCGUGUGAGAGAAAUGUCAUUUUCAUGGUGUUAUGGGUAAGUGAUGGUAAGUGGUAUCUUUCCAGUAAUGACUGAUUCUCUUAUGACACGUUUGUCAUUUUCAUAUUUACAGCACACGGGAACUUUGACACAUUUACAAACUUGUUGAUUUAUUUGACAGUUUAUGAGUGAGUACUCCCUCAACAUCUUAUUCAUCAAGUUGCUUAAUGUCUGUACUUUUUUUGUAUCAUAUGAAGUUUAUGAAAUGCAUGGAUACGUUUUGUCAUGUUGGAGCUGUUUCAAAAUGACUAAAAAUAUGUGAGAACAUUACAUCCUUUAACCUUUAACUUUUUGAUUGUUUUGCUUUUGAUCCUGGGCCUUCACUGGAUCGGGUCUCAACUUACACGCACUUGAGGUCGCAUUUAGAAAACUAAAGCCUUGUAACUCUAAUAUGACUUUUAUAUUGCAGCCGUCUCCCUUUCUCACAUUCAGUUGUGAUGUUUUUCAGUCUGUCUUUUCUGAGAAACGGCUUUCAUGAGACACAUUUACUCACGUUAUCCAAGAAAAGAGGUGAUGUGAUUACUGACUUUGGGUUUUUUGGCUUUUGGGUUUGAACUGCACUAUUAAAAAAAAAAAGCCACUGCAUUACACACAAACACACACACAACUAUAUUUACAAAAGUUAAACCCUUGGCACACAUAUAAGCUGUUGGUAUUUUUAGUACAGACUAACAAACUAUUCUGUAUUUCCAAGUCACUUCUCCCACAUUCACCAUGGAUAUAAAGUCGUGUAUUAAAUUGUGCAUCUAAAACCAUUAGUUCAAAUGGAUUACAAAUAAAAUGUAAAGGAUAGAGAUGUAACCUCAGCAUUCAAGAAAAAAAUGGGUUUGAUGACACAUCCUACAGUCCAUUCAUCCCUGAUUCACCUUUCUCUUUGCCUACCUGUUUCCCCUCAAUAAGGCAUAGCUUUUAAAAUAAAAUCCUCAUCAUUAUAAAGAUCCACAUUAAGCAUUCCUGGUUUAAAAUUGGCCGGGCCUUGUCACACAUGUUUGAAAAUCCUGCAAAUGUAAGGAAAAUAUUUUGGGUGAAAGUCUGAUACUGUAUCCUGCUUGUUUUGUCUAUACAUGCAGGAUUAAUGUCACAUUUCAGAUGAUGGAACAGGAAUAAGUGUAGCUAUGACUAAAGACUGUUAAAUUACUCAUUAGCUCAGUUUAGACUUGGACUGUUUACAAUGUCUAUCGAGUGCCACAACAGUUACCCAACAGAUGAUUGCAGUUUCUGGCAUUCCUAAACAUUAGUGAUGUACUUUAUUGUACCUUAGGUACCUAAA